Messenger RNA from Racocetra persica, 188 nucleotides. The record is from the annotation of a GenBank genome assembly. NCBI's taxonomy places the organism in Eukaryota, Fungi, Glomeromycota, Glomeromycetes, Diversisporales, Gigasporaceae.
AACAUUGAAGGCGAAAGAGUUUUUGGUGAAUCAUAUAAGAAAAAUUGGUGGCUUGCAACAGAAAAAACUCUUCCGCCAUUGAAUAGCUUACUAUCAAUCAUCCUUUAUUCUGAUGCUACCACAUUUGAUGGCCUUGGCAAGACUUCUAGACACCCAAUAUUUCUAAACUUGAAAACUUUCCAAAUUGG